Babesia bigemina is the source of this 3507-nucleotide messenger RNA. RefSeq lists its product as hypothetical. Lineage: Eukaryota; Apicomplexa; Aconoidasida; Piroplasmida; Babesiidae. The record is from RefSeq and is a predicted model, not a curated record. Bases 1 to 3507 code for a protein of 1168 amino acids. The transcript has a single exon.
AUGGCGACUGCGAAUAAGGUUCCCCUCAAGACACUCAAGGAUUGUUUCCAGUUCCUGGAGUGGUUGAAAAGUAACGGGGAUAUGCAAACGCAGGUGGCCAGUGAACUGGAAACGCGUCUUCGUGACAAAUAUAAUGGUGUUAAUGGAAAGCAAAUUGAGAACUCACUGUCCCAAUUCCUUCAACUAGUGUCAAAGUUUUAUAAGAAAUUGGUCACUGACGAAGUUCUGCAAAAAGCACAAUCGACAACGAACAAAAAAUACAAUAGAUCAGUAACACUAGUGGUGUUCAAAGCCCUCCUCGAAUGCAUUCCAAAAGUUCUAAGUGCGUGUUACUUUCUGCAAUAUCAUGUGGAUGGGAAUUUCAAAACACUGGGUGGCGGGGAGUGGGCGGGUGAUAUGGUUGGAAGGAUUGCACAGUCGGGGUCAGGUCUCGGUAAGAUUUAUUCUUAUCUCUUGAUAAAAUCCAGCAAUUCAUAUCGUGUCAUCCCUGGAGGCUUCGUGCAAGGCGAAUUGAAUGAAGGUGAUCAGAAUGGAGGUAAUCAAAAUGGAGGUGAUCAGAAUGGCUACAAACACGGUAACGUUAUGGCCGAUGACCUCGGAAAGAUUUUGGAGCAACGGAAAGACAAUCUUUUCCUUGACGUGUUCGUCACAUCGGUGUCUUCCACUGCCGGCACACAGGCUUCUAACACAGCUAACGUUCUAGCAUUGCUCAAACACUUUUGCGAGAUUGUUCAAAAUGAUCUAGAUGAUAAACUUAAAAAAUACUUGGGAUCUCACAAUGUUUGCGUUAAUUGGGACAAAUUAACACCACAUUGCGCCGAUCUUAAAACCCAGUUAGAUAAGUUGUUCGCCAAUGACCGCUUUUCCCAGACCGGCCAGCUGCCGACACUUUACAAGCUUAACAAGGAAGAGUUUGUUAAGAAGAUGGCUAGAUGGUUGAAAGAUAAUUUGGAUAAAGUGCGGGGGAAAUUGCACAAUAUUAAUAAAUACAGCCAUAUGCUAGACAGUAUUAAUACCGAUAAGGUAGGAGAUUAUUUGAACAAACAUUUCUUUCCCUACGGAUUCACAUUUGAUGCCAAGGAUUUUGGAAAAGACAAUUUGUGUCAAGUUCUAAAAGAUGAUUGGAAAGGCGUGAUAGAGAUGCUUGAUGGGCAUGAUACUGGACUGGCUAAGCUUGUGGAUAUUUUGAAGGAUAUGAAGUGUACACAGAACCAAGACCAGACGGCAGACCUCGAGGAUGAUGAUGAGGAGGAAGAUUAUGAGGAGGUAGUGCUGGAAGAUGAGGAUGAAAGUGUGAUAUCUUCAAAUCAAAAUGAUGGUCAAAGUGGACAAAAUCCAGAGAGCUCACAAGAAGUAAUUGGCUCUGAAACUCCUCCUGAGGAUGGUAAAGGUCAAGGCCCCACUGGUUCUCCGGGUGACGCAGGUAAGAGUUUGCAGGUCGGUGGUCCUCCAGCUCAACAGCCAGUUCCACCACCAGCUGCACCUACUUCCUCAACAAUUACUCCAAGGCCAGGCUCCUCGUCAUCUGGCGGUCUUGCUCCCGGUAGUGGUCAACAAACCCCCAUGGUUGAAUUGGGAGUUAGUAUUCCUUCAUGGCAAAAUAGUGAAAAUGCUCACAAGCUAAGUGACUAUGCCUUAAGCGAUGAUGAUUUUGAGAGGUUACUAUAUCCCAACGGUGUUAACCUUGGUAAAGGUCCUCUGAUCGAUCCGAAGACAUUUGGUAAAGCACAUCCACAAUCUGGAAUUGUUUCGUAUAAUGAAAAGCCCGAAGAAACGUCUGAGAAACUAUCGAAAUCAUUAGGGCUCCACAAUACCUAUGAACCAUUAAAACCUCUCGAUUUUACUUUUACACCGUACUAUGAAAUUGCUGGAGAUCCCUACAGUCCCCAAUGCCGUAACCCAUGGUAUAUCCAUAAUCUCUCAACAGACCCGGCCUCGGCAACCCUCUCGCAUAUCCCAGACUCCGAUCAUCUCCCACCGCCCAAAACCGUCCGGGAGAUGCUCUACUGGCUAGUCGGCUUGAAUCAACAUGGCUAUAUCAGAUGGGUUACUGAAUGUAUUAAAAGCCUUAUAGAAGAAUAUAAUACAGAUGCACCCCAGUCGCCAUAUGCCAUCGACAUCGCUGGAGAUCUCACGAAGCUGGACGCUUCCAUGGUCACCCGGACACUUACCGAGGCGUCCCUCUACGCAGCAAACGUUCUUUACACGGUCAAAUAUCGUGAUUAUUAUACGGUUUAUAACGAUUUCAAAUUUGAGUCAGAGUACAGCAAAUUUCGUUAUUCCUCCGACCCCAUUAGUCUCCUCUGCCAGCUACGUGACUACGCCUAUGCCGGCCACUACCAGUUGCAGUUCCUGAAGACGCAGUGCGCUCGCGAUAAAUUGAGCGGUGGUUGGAUGGGUUGUCACUUUGGACAGGAUGUUGCUGCUGACUCCCCCCUUCAGGCCUUUCUUACCGACGCCUACGACUCCAUGUUCAAGACGCAUCUCUUCGAUCCAUGCAACAUCUGCCUAAAAAGCCGUGUCAAAAUGGGAUUCAAACACAAGGAUUUGCCUAAACCUUCCCAAACUGGUAACACGCUUUUCACUGUCCUCUCACCGUCGUGCGGCGAUGAUGACCCCCUGCUGACACUGUCCUCGUACCUCAACUGCCUCACCAGGCGGACUCCGAGGACGACAGGGGAGCUGGUCUCGUUCUUUCACAAUUUUGGUGUCGAGUUGCACGAUGAUUAUCAGAAGGCACUUUCUUCACUGGGCUCAUCCCUCUCCACUCCGCAUCCCAACUGCCCCGAAUGGGACUGUCUUCGUGGCACCGACCUUCAAGCCGUCCGGGGUAUCAGGGGUACAGACGCUUUCAACACCAUCCAUGACAAUGCACAUCCCAACUCCCUGUCCACGCUAUUUGGCUGCGACAUCACCAAUGUGCAGUGCACAAAACUUCUGUCGCCCAUCACCUAUCGGGCGUACUCCCUGUACUCUCCGACUUUCGCCCACACCUACCUCAUCUGGGCGGUUUACCUGCCGGACAGACUGUGGGAGUCACUCAAGAAACUACGUUAUGAUUUAGAAGGGCAUGGUAACACCAAGUGCGCAUCACUCCACUCAUGCCCCUAUGCUAUGCCCCUCCUCUACCUACACGGGUUCACGCCACCGGAGGGCACACCGCAGACAUCACUCACCUGUUCGGAGCUCAUCACCAAGCUGGGGGAAGUGGUCAACGGCGGGCCUAUGGCAAAGCUCAUGACCUGCAUGGAUCAGUUCCUCUACAGAGUAAGGAAGCCAUUCAUCUACACGCUAAUCGCACUAUGGUCGGCCGCAGCACUCCUCCUCUCAUACACGAUACUGUACCGCCUGGACGUCUUGUACCUGUGCUCUCAUGCCAUCAGGUCUAAGGCUUCACACCUCAUCGACGUCAAGGCGCUGCUCACUAAUAGCAGGAAGAUGCUCUCACUCUACGACGCCGACUACUUCGAUGAUGAUCCCAAUGAUCUAGUCGACCAACUUGAAUAA